AUGAUAUUUCUAGUUGUUAUACCAUUAAUGCUAAUGACUUUGGCUCAUUCCGAAUCUAACAAUGAAGUUGAUGUCAUGCUGCUCUCGCAUUGUGAAUUUCUUGCCCGAGUAUCUCCGUCAUAUUUUUGGAACUUCAUUGACUUAGUUGGAAAGGAAGUGCUUAAGCAAAAUUACUAUAAUUCAGAAUCUACAAGUGCUCUUUUUUCAAUGGGAGAUGUCUCUAAACCCAUCAUGGGAUCCGAUUAUAAUAGACUACUUCGGCUUGUCAGUAUGGCGCUUGAAACCACCAGUUCAUCCUUUGGUGAUGCUUUGGAUCCAUUGCAAAGAGGCAUAUUUCACUUAAUGCUGGCCUCGAGCUCUUUCUCUCCAGCUGUGGAAACGGCUCACCAAAUCGCAAUAUCUUCCUCGUCGUUUAUUCACGCUUAUCACAAUUCAUCUGAUUUCAGCGGCAAUAUUCCCUGUGAUCCUGGUGUAGUUUGGGCUCAAAUAGGAUCCACGACCAUGAUAAGCCCACUGGGGAUCGAUCUAGAAUAG
Messenger RNA from Protopolystoma xenopodis, 534 nucleotides. The record is from the annotation of a GenBank genome assembly. Lineage: Eukaryota; Metazoa; Platyhelminthes; Monogenea; Polystomatidea; Polystomatidae.